Messenger RNA from Podarcis lilfordi (Lilford's wall lizard), 10132 nucleotides. Lineage: Eukaryota; Metazoa; Chordata; Lepidosauria; Squamata; Lacertidae. The record is from the annotation of a GenBank genome assembly.
AUGAGCUCGCCCGCCCCCCCCCCCGCCAGCCGGGCACAGGGGCUCUCGCUGCCGACGCGUCCGGCUCGCUUUCGCCUACCUGGCGCGCCACACACCAGCAGCCGCUUCGCUUCUUGCGCGAGUCCGGCCGCCUCGGGAGCCGAUGGCACAGAAGGAGCCGCGCGGCCCCUCAGCUCGCCGGAGCCCGACACGCGGGACGGGACGCGCCUCUUGCUUGCUGCCCCAGGUAAGGGCUUGCCGGGCAGGGAACUGGGCGAAGUUCGCCCCAGCUAGCGGGAGCGGGGAACUAGGCUGGUCUCGGUGUGCCCGACACACGGCGAAGGGGAGGUGAAGGCUGGCAGUUAGGAUGCGUUACGGAGACAUUAACAACUCCCUGAACCUCACCCCCCUCCCCAAAUACCACUAAGGGCAGCAUGAGGCGGAACAGGAGGGCUGGGCUGUGAGGGAAGAAGGUGCGACUUGGGGUGGAGCGAAGAGCCGGCUUUGGUUUUUGCCGAACACCAGCCGGCAGCACGCGGGGUGCGAGGAGCGCGAGCCGACCGAGAGCUCGGAGGAGACCCGCUGGCGGCGACGCGGCGGAGCUCACUUUUCGCCGGAGCACCUGCGUGCUCGGCUGGGCGCGCGCCAGACUGCGGGGCGCGCGCUCGCUCGCGGCUUCCUCUGGCCCGCGGGGGGUUUUCCCCGGCCCCGAUCUCUCCUGCGCUUGACCCCCUCCCCGCCCCCCUUGUAAGGGCUAGAAGGGAGCCCGAUGAUGCAAGAGGGGAGAGCGAGACUCGCUCCGUAACAGGUUCACAAGAGAGAGCUGGUCGCCUUGGACAGGUGUAUGAAACGGAAAUUGCCACCAAAGCGCCUUCUCCGGAACUCUGAAAAAGCCCCGGCAUUUGCACAGCAGUUUUAGAACAUUCCGAAUGCCCCACAGAAACGCUCUAAUUGCAGUCCCUACCGGGUAAAUCAAUACUGCUGAAACGAGGGUGGUUUGCCUGAUGGUGAGUUUUUGGCAGAGGUAAGGUUAGAAUUGGAGAACUUUCUGAUUCCCAGCUUGCAGCACAAUCCUAACCAUUUGUUCUCAGAAAUAAGUCCUAUAACUAUGGGUGGGGUGUUUUUCUCCCAGGUAAAUGGGGUUAGGAUUGCAGCCAUUGUCCCUUAGCAGCGAAGUUUGGAGUCCUUUGGCUUUCUUAGAUGUGUAGUGGCAGCGGACAGCCACUUAGAUAUUUCUUUGUGUCAAAAAGGAAGCUCUGUCCUUUAUCCCCUGUGAAGAGAAACAGCCUAUGCGUAUCAGCAUAUUUGAAAAAUAGCUGAGUUGGACUGUAGUCGCAAGAAAAGGAGAGUGUGGUGCCGCCUUAGCAAGGAACUAUCAACUUAAUGAAUUAGUUGUGCAGUUACGAGCUUUUCAAGCAGGAGUCCAUUCUUUCGGGCCACAGGUAUGGACAGAUACAUUCACAUUCCCACACACUGGAAGGUAGUAGUCCAUGUGAGUGAGAAUAAAUUCAGAAAUGCUAUACUUUGGGUGUUUUUCAGAUGUAUGCCUCAGAUCUAUGACCCAGCCAGGGCCCUUUUAAGGUGGCUGGGUUCUGUCUUAAGAGUUCCCAUCCCAAAGGAGCUCUUCCCUAGUCCAUGAACUUGCUUGGUGAUACUGCUGUCUUAGUUCUGUUAUGUUUGGCAGUCUCCAUGCCGCAAAUCCAUCCUAAGCAUACGCUGGUGGUUUUCUUCAUUGCCUUCAUGAGAGAACACAGUAUUCUGAAGAUGACAGAAGGUGAAUUUCACACUCAUCUUUUCACAAGCAGAUGAAUACAGCACCAGAAAUUGUUAUACAGAAAUGAAACAUGGCAAACCUGUUGUCUCAGUAGCCAAAGAUUGAGUCUUUCAGUACUAUAUAUAUUUUCUUAAAUUCUGUUUGGCUUAGCUUUCGCUAUGUCCCCAUGUCAUGUAUCCACAUAUGAGUGUUUGUUCAGAUAUGAAUUUAAACUCUAUGAUGCAGCUGUGUAACAGGAUAUAAUGUCAACUUGCUUUAGGUCCAGUUAAGGCAUUAUUGCAAUGGCAGACAAACAGUAAAAAUCCUGGCCUCUAGCUCCAUUUUAACAUCCAUAAUGAAUAGAAUGUCAGAUAAGCUGGGAUCACCCUAACUAAUAUGUUACCACCAUCUCUAGCAUCAGUCUCCUGAUGAUGAUAUGUGAUGUUAACGACAGUAUUUGCAUAGCAUCAUCUGUUCUAGCCUUUCAAACAAAACAAAGUCUGAGAAGCAUUUUAUGUAUUAUUUUGUCAGCCACCAUACUGCUGAUAGUGGGCAUUGGAUAGUGCUGAAGUACCCUUUAUCUGGUCCUCAGUCUGGGUGACAUUUUUUGCACGUUAUUCUUGCAUUACGUUCUCUUAACCACAACCAGGUGUUCAUGAAUUCUCCUCUGCAGAGGUGCCCACAUUGACACUAAGAGACAGAUAGAUUUGGGAACCCUGUGUUUCUCUUAUGUGUAAAUCCACCAACUACAGCAGAGUGCUAUUUUACACACAGAAGAUGUGUAAACUUAUGGUUAAAGGAUUUGAGGUUUGGGUGCUAGGAAUCUGAGAGUCACUGCAGUAGUGCAAGUUUCGAUGGGUCAGUAGUCUGAGUCUGUAACAGGCACCCUUAUUAGAUGCCAAUGUAUGCAGUAUUUGUGAGGUCCUUGUUUUAAUAUAGCUAGUGUGCUUUUUUCUCUGUGAAGAAGAAAUACUUCUAUUUGAUUGUUUGUUUUAUUUUUUAAAGAAACAACAUUAUUUGCUAACUUUUAAAAAUGGCUCCAAGGAUGAGUAUCACCUUUUUGUCUUUUUUCAUUUUAUUUAUUACAUUUCUAUCCUCCCUCCAAUGACCUCAGGGUAGUGUACAUUGUUCCUUCAGUUUACCUUUACAACAACCCUGUGGGGUAGGCUAAGCGAUGGUGACUGGCCCAAGUGAGCUUCAUGAUCCAGUUUGGCACACUAACCACAGCAUUACACCAGCUCUUUUAAACUAAUGCUCUCUGUGUCUUUCCUCACAGAGGUAAUAGCAGCAGGUGUAGUGAGAUUAUAUGGGGAGGAAAGGAGGAGCACUGAUAAUCUCAGAACACUUCUCUGGUUUCCAAAGUGUCAGCGUGGUGCUGAUAAUUCAUUUCGAACAAAUUUUAGAUGAAAGCUCCUCCACCCUUAGUCUGUCCCACAGACAUGAUAUUCAUUUGUCAGUUUGCCUUCACUAAGUUCCAAUUAAUUCAGGGAGAUGCCUUUCACACAUAUAUUUAUGAUUAAAAUGUUAAUGUUGUACUUCACAACUUGGUUCUCGUUCACAAAUAUGAUUGGAUCUUUCUGUAAAAAAAAAUUAAAAGAACACUUAGGAUAAAACGUAUAAGUUGAGUGGAGGGGGGAAAGCCAUGUUUUUGAAAAAAUAUUGUUGAGAUGAGAAGCUAAGGAAAGCCUGUAUUUUGGGACUUUUGCAGUACUGAAGUCAAGAGCAUACUGCAAUAUCCCAGACUUAUUCUUAAUGGGCUAAAAAAUGUAAACUGUAUAAAAUGUAAAAGAUGGCAUGAUUGGAAUCUUGCAUAUAAGAGCAUUUAAUAAACGUAGGCUCUUAAUGGUACUACUGCAUAGGAUAUGUCUUAUGUACCAUUGCAGAUGGGACCAUAGCUGUUGGGAGGCUGUGCUAAAACAACAUAGGGACAUUCUGGUCUUAAGUGUGUUUUUCCUUAGGGCAGCCAUAAAAUGUCAGUGCUGGGACUUGUGAAACUCCUCAAAUAGUAAAUAGCCAAGGCUGUUUCAGACUUUAGCAGCAGCAAAUCUGGAUUUGCAACCAUAUAGAAAGUUGACAAUAUGUGGCUAAUCCUGGCUUUCUGCCCUGUAUUGUACACUGAGGUGACUCAAAUGCAAAAUCAAAACUUAAUUUUACAUGAACCUGGCUGUGCCCAUCUCCCUUUGAUUACAGUCAUUCCCUACUUCCUUUCCUUAUUUGAGGCAAAGCACAGUUUGCUGUUUCAAGUGAAUUAGCAAGCAAUGGAUUGUCCUGCUCUACAACUAGCACUGGAAAUCAGGCUCAUGCACAUGUCCCUAACCCAUGAUUUGGUGUUACAUCUGAACCAGCUCAUUGUUGGUCAUGUUCACACCAGGAUGUUAUCAAGGUCCAGGCUGUUGGCACACUACACUAAUUUUACACCAGCUUCAUUCACUACUACUUUGUUUCUAGGUUUGAUUUUAAGUGCAAAAAGCAACCUAGUCCUAGGUCACCAACUUUUUUGGACCCAAAGGAAUAUCUGGAAUUUUGAGGGAAGUGCCAUGACCACCAAUCUCCUAGUUACUCCUCUCUUUCCAACUGCCUUCCCCACACCCCAAAAAGGACAGAAAGUUCAGACACACAAUGCUUUUCCAUGGGGUCUAGGUAGAAGCCAGAUCUAGUAGAAUUAAAAUGGAUCCCUUUGAAUUCACAGGAUUUCUACAAAUUCACCAUCAUAUUAAAGCUCUCAUUGGUGACUGCAAAAUGCACUGUAAAAAUGGAAGAUCCUGUACUGCACUGUACUGUACUGUACUGACAAUACUGUACUGAUCCUCAGUCUCUGAAAGUGUUGACUUCUUUAUUUUAUUGUUGUCCUUUGUGGCUGAAAUGGAGGGGAGACAAGUAUCCAAUCAAACUAGAAUGGGGAAAGUGGGAUAUGAAUAAUAAACGUGCUAACUUUUCUGUAUUUUAUCCUGCCUUGGUAGUUUGUUGUAUUACACUGUUUUAUGGUUUUCUGUAAGCUGCCUUGUAAAAAACCGCAUUGCAUAAAUGAUGUUAUAAAUAUGUCAAACAUCUUAUGCACCUAUAAUGUAAUAUGUGCAGCAGUUCUUGGUGACAAACACAGAUUUGCCACUGCAGAACUUCUGAAGUGACCCUUAGAAAUAAGUCUAAUUGCUUUUUGUGGAGACUGUUUCCACAUCUCUUGCCUUUGUGCCCUGCCUGCUAGCAUCUUAGAAGUAUAUGGUUGGCCACCAUGGGAUACAGGCUGUUAGGACUGAUGGCCUCUGGGCCAGAUUGAGCUGGUCUCUUCUUAUUCUCUUAACUUACACACUUACAGCAACCAGGGAGUUCCUUCCUAACUAAUUAGCCUUCUCAUGGGUACAACUGAAAAAAACUGUCGGACAAAAUACUCUUGAUUCUCGAAAUGAUUGGGUUGUAUCCAUUAUUGGAGAAGUGGAGUUUGGCUCAUGCAAUACAACUUCCCCUUCUUGAGUUUCCCCAGUGCACACACCCCAAAUCUCUUCCAGAGAGUCCCCAGUGCUGUGAAACACAUUUGGAGGUGCAUGGCAGGAGGAGAGGAAGGGGAAAUUCCAUUGUGCAAGUGGAAGUGUGUUGUAUGAGUGGAACAGCAUUGUUGGAUACAACCCAAUGUCUCCUACUGUUCAUUUCAAGAGCAGUUCUCUCUGAAAGUACUUUUUGUGUUGGUUGUACUGCAAGUUCUAUUUUUCUGCUGGCAGGGUUUUGAAACCACAAAUAGUCCAAUUCCGAAGUGUUCUCUUGAAUGUUUUAAAUAUAGAAAGUAUGGAUUUCUGAAUAAAACAUGUCAUACCAAACAAAAUCUGCUAGUUGUUUGUUCUAUUUUAUUCCUUGAGAAGAUAAUAAUUUACAAGAAUCUGCAUUUCUAAAUGGGUCCCAAUAAAAAUACCAUAAUUUACAGCAACUUGUAAUUAUAUAGGAAACAAAUAAGCUAUAUUUUGCAUAUAUCUUGUUUAUCAUGUCCUAGCAGUUGCACAAACAGCUGGCAUUUGUAUAUAUUUUCUUGCAUAGGAAGAAAGUUAAUAUUUGAAUUAAAUAGAACAAACUAGUUUGGCACACAUACCAAUAACCCAGUUAAGCCAAACUGUAGUUAAGCCAAAUGUCUGUUCAGGAUCGGACAGCGCUUACUGGACAGUCUUGCUACUACUGCUUCCCUACAUUAUUUAGGCAAACAACAAGAACAAUUGUACCCUGUCCAUAUGACUGGGUUGCCCCAGCCACUCUGGGCGACUUCCAAUGGAUAUAAAAACUUAAUAAAACAUUAAAAACCUCCCUAUAUAGGGCUGCCUUCAGAUGUCUUUUAAAAGGCAAAUAGUAUAUUUCCUUGAUCUCUGAUGGGAGGGUUUUUCACAGGGACCACUACCAAGAAGGCUCUCUGCCUGGUUUCCUGUAACCACUUCUCACGGAGCAUUGAUCUGCAUUCCUGAUGAUGUCACUGGGGUUUAAUAUACAGUACAAUGAACAAUACUCAGUUCUGCUUGAUGGAGUGGUAAUCUUAUUGCACCACUGCAUUGUCUGAAUGUGGACACCACAGUUGCAUUCACAAAGACAUAUGUGAUACCUUAAAGUACAUUUCCCCACCCAAUUGCAUUUUCUGCCGAAGUUAACACCAGAACUAAGUGUGAUGAUGAAACACACACACACACUUAAAUUAAAAAUCACACGAAGUUCCAUUGCAAAAGGAACUUAAUUCAGAUUCAUUUCAUGCAAAAAUGAUAGGAACUACUUUGAGAUGCUGUUCAGAAAUUAUUGAAUUAAUUCCAUGAAUUGGUUCGUUUCAAGUACUGGUUUUGAAACUGAUAAGCAAUAUAAAUGAAGCUGGCAUCUGUCUCCAUUUGAAAGAGCCUAAACAAAUAUGAUCCACAACACUGACAUGAUUUACAACCCAGUUAAGCACAUCAUUUUUAAACUGAUUUUGCCCUGUACGUUUUGAAAGGAUUGGAUUGGAUUAUAUCCAUGUACUUCAUUUUGCAUAUCCAAAGCCCCUUCCUGGGUUUCAUUGCACAGAAGCAGAUCCAGAAUGGGGCUCUGCUUGGUAGGAAGCGUGCAUGGUCUCUGUGUGGGAAGAGGGCAUGGGUUGCAAUUGGUAAAAUCUGCUCCCCUUGAAAAAAGAAAAGACAAAAGUGAUCAGGGCAAGCAUUUACUCAAAAAUCCUAAACAAUACUCCUGACUUGCAUCGUUCAGUUUUCCCAGAAGGGUGACUGCUCUUCAUUCUCAUGAGGAAAAGGGAAACUGCUGUGUCCUCAGAAGAGGCCUGCUGGAUCCAGCAUCCUGCUUCCUGGAUGCCUGUUGGAAACCUUGAAGUGGGCCAAGAUUGAAGGCAUUUGCUCUUGUCCUGCUUUUGCUUCCCAGAAGCUGGUAUUACUAGCUAGCAUUACUGCCACUGAACCUGGCGGUUUCAUAGAGAUAUCAUGGCCAUAAAUUUGUGUAAUUAAUUCUUGAGCCUUGCCACCCCAAAGAUGAUGCAGUUUUGUGUAUAAUCAUAGUUUUUGCCAUGAUCCUCUUUUUAUUUUGUCAAGAUUUCUGUAUGUGAAAUGCCUGUUGAUAUUAUGCAAAGCUGAGGAAGCAAAUUUUUGUUAGAUGUGCAGUUGUUUUGUUAGAUGCACAAUUGUCUCUGCAAUGGGGAAAAAUGAGAGAAUGAGAGUUCGAGAAAAAGUGUGGCAAAGGUUAAAGGAAUAUUUAAGAAUGUUUUUGAUCUCUUAAAAACCAGAAACAUAUUUAAAAUAUUAAUGGACUGUUCUGUGUAUGCUUUUUCUGAACAUCCCAAUCAGCAUCAUAUACAAGCACAUAUCAGUGGCAUUUUCAAUAGCUUUCCACAAGAAACCUUUAUAGUUAUUAAUUAUAACACCCCAGAGGACAGGAUCACACUUCAAAACGACCUUGACAGAUUAGAGAACUGGGCCAAAACAAACAAGAUGAAUUUUAACAGGGAGAAAUGUAAAGUAUUGCACUUGGGCAAAAAAAGUGAGAGGCACAAAUACAAGAUGGGGGACACCUGGCUUGAGAGCAGUACAUGUGAAAAGGAUCUAGGAGUCUUGGUUGACCACAAACUUGACAUGAGCCAACAGUGUGACGCGGCAGCUAAAAAGCCAAUGCAAUUCUGGGCUGCAUCAAUAGGAGUAUAGCAUCUAGAUCAAGGGAAGUAAUAGUGCCACUGUAUUCUGCUCUGGUCAGACCUCACCUGGAGUACUGUGUCCAGUUCUGGGCACCACAGUUCAAGAAGGACACUGACAAACUGGAACGUGUCCAGAGGAGGGCAACCAAAAUGGUCAAAGGCCUGGAAACGAUGCCCAGCUAAGGGAGCUGGGCAUGUUUAGCCUGGACAAGAGGAGGUUAAGGGGUGAUAUGAUAGCCAUGUUCAAAUAUAUAAAAGGAUGUCACAUAGAGGAGGGAGAAAGGUUGUUUUCUGCUGCUCCCGAGAAGCGGACACGGAGCAAUGGAUCCAAACUACAAGAAAGAAGAUUCCACCUAAACAUUAGGAAGAACUUCCUGACAGUAAGAGCUGUUUGACAGUGGAAUUUGCUGCCAAGGAGUGUGGUGGAGUCUCCUUCUUUGGAGGUCUUUAAGCAGAGGCUUGACAACCAUAUGUCAGGAGUGCUCUGAUGGUGUUUCCUGCUUGGCAGGGGGUUGGACUCGAUGGCCCUUGUGGUCUCUUCCAACUCUAUGAUUCUAUGAUUCUAUGUGCUUAUGCUGUGUGAAGUAGUUCCUUUCAUCCAGCCUGACCUGACCAACAUUCACCAGUGUACCCAUUGCUGGAGAACAUGAGUGGGGUGAAUGCUGUUGUGCUCAUGUUCUGCUGAUGGACUUCCCUUAAGCAUCUGGUUGUCCACUGCAGGAAUGCUAGACCAGAUAGGCCUCUAGUCUGAUCCAGCAUGGCUUUUCUUAUUUUCUUAACAUUUGUUUUGCCAGAGUUUGUGUUUCUUUUUUGAACUCCUCAUUUGGGGAAAGGUUCCGCGUUCUCAGGAAAGUCUUAAUACCUUUUUUUUAGCCUUGUUGACUCAGCUGGUUAACCAUGCUUGCAUUCUCUUCAGGUUGAUAGUACCUUUCCUACAUCUCUGUGGUAUGUGUUCUAGCCAAGCUUCAUUUUUCUGAUUUUUAACUAACUUGCAAGCAUUUUGGAGCAACUUGACCCCCUUGACUUUCCCUUUCAGCUACGUAUUUACUUCAUUGUUGUUGUUCUUAGAAGUUUCAUCUUUUGAAGUCAAACGUGAUUGUGCUGGGCUUUCUUAGGAAUUUUCCAUUUACACAAAUGCUCAGUGCCACUGCUCUGACACUUUACUGUGUGGAAUCCCUUAUGGAAGUGUAUUGAAGAACUCACAAAAAUACAUUCCAUGCUACCUACCCUGGGCAUGGGGCAUUUUCUCCAUCCUAUCUCUCGCUUGUCCUUAAUGAAGAGAGUCAUGUUAAUCUUGAUUUCUUAAAUGCUUGUUAAGCACCUUUAUACAUAGCCUUACAUAUACUGUAGAUUCAUAUAUCAUUUCUGAAGCAGCAGAAUUACUGCCCUAGAUGUUAACAUCUGGUAAAACUGCCAGUGGUUUUUGAAUGGAAUACGAAGAUGGGCACAAGCAGUUUGUUAACAAUGCAGUAGCUAUUUAAAGAUGCAUUGUAUUGAGACGUAGUGACCUCUAGUACUGGACACACAGGGUUCUCAGCAUUACUAGUGUUUCUCCAGUCAUUUGAAAAUCCAUGGAAGUGAGUAUCUGGCAGUGCUGGGUUUCAGCAGUGCUGCUGCUGAAAGCGCCAAGAGAUUGUGUUGCCUUGUGGUUACGGCCACCACAACAAAAGCUUUCAAGUGACUUCUUUCCCCCUAAAAAUUCAUUUUUUAAUGAAAGUUGGUAGAGAUCCAUUUUUCCCGUGUCCAACACUUCUGGAAAUGUUUUACUUCUAAAUAUGUAACAAUACUCUUAGCUGUGUUUGGUGCAGCAGAUUAACAUGGCUAUCCCUCUGCAUGUUAUAUUUUCCAUUUGGGUUCCCAAAGACCCAAAGAUACAAUAGACAAGCUACUUGUGUUCACCUUGUACUUGUGUUCAUAUUAAAUGUUUGUGAGAAUACAGGCACAGAGCAGAUUUGCUUCUUGUAGCUGUGAUCCUCACGAAAGACCUGAAAUGGAAAUUAUGAUAUUCUCAAUGUGUAGUAAAUACCAUAUAUUUCUCCCAGGGGUGGUUGAAUAUUCAUAAGUACAAGUAAAUUAGAGAAAACCUCUUAGUUCUUAUGCUCAAGUAAAAAUAAUACUGAGCACAGGUGCAAUAUUUGAACUGACAUUUAUAACCUGCUUUUUUCUUUUCUUUUAUGUUCCUAGUGAAUAAUCUGCUUAAGAAAUACAUUUUUGCGGAAAAAGAGGACCUCAGCUUCCUAGUGAUGUUCUCUUCAUGUCCUGUUUGCUGGUAG